AUGUAUAACGAAAAGUAUGCACUGGAUUUCCCCAAUUCCAACUACUUGUCCAAUUUAAACAACCUUAAUGGAACAAAUCAGAACAUACACCUUAAUCGGUUACCUACUUUAGGGGAAAUUCUAGCUAACAAAUCUAAAUCGCCGGUUGAUUUAUUUACAUUUUACCAAUUUAUGCAGGAUGUGGAAGGAAGAGUCGAUUAUUUGGAUUUCUGGUUUGAUCUAAUCAAUCAUUUGAAUUUAUGUAAGCAUUAUGUCAAGGGCUUGAGAGAUUCAAUUGUACGUCAAUCGUCGCAUUUCCAAUCAAAUUCCCAACAUCAAUCGCAGCAAAUACGUGAUGAUAGAAGUGUGACAUCGGGUACCAAUCAUCAGACACGUAAUAGCAUGUCGUCUCGUCCCAAUUCAGCAACAACGCCAACUGGAGGCACGUUUCUUUUCCGAAACUCAAACCCAAUAUCGGAAAAGUCAAAACACAAGUCGUUAAGUUCAUCAAUUUUGCUUGACUUGAUUAUCAAUGAUAAUAUUCUUGAAGAAAAUGAUUCGCAUCGAUUGUCGGCUUUUUUAAGAGGUGAUAUAAAUUUGGAUAAUCUAGAUCCCAAAUUAAAAGACCUUAUUGAGCAAUAUAACGCCGAGAUUGAAGCUAACGAAAAUGCCAAUAGAGGUGUUGGUACAUCUGCGCAAAAUCAACACUCUCCUGGCUACAGCAGUGGGAUGGGAAAGUCAUCGCCCAGCUUUUUGUCAAACUCAAGAAUGUCUGGCUCGUCGUUCCAUCCACCAAACCAUCCACACGAAGCAAAGAGAGUUAGUUCACACUCGGCGUUGUUGAAUCGGGAUCAUGAUGAUGAUGAUGAUGACGAAGGUGAUAGCAUUGAUCAUUUCCUUCAUUCCAACGAUUCUUCCUACGAAAACCAAUUGGACAUUGGUCAAGCGGACCAAGCAGUCAAUCCAUCCAAAUAUGUGUCCUUACACCCAGGUAAAAAAUCAGAUACCAGCAUUGACAAAUUGAAGCAGGACUAUCCUCAGCCUCAGAGUCCUUAUGCCAGGCAUUUCAGUGGCAGUAACAAUCGCCAUUCAAAUAGACGUGAGUCUACCGUCAAUCCUUCGCUUUUGGAGAGGUUGAUUAGAGAUUCUCCUGCCACUUCGAACGGGUCUUUCAUCAACAGAGAAAAUUUAAGAGAGUCGUCUCACAAUUUGCUAUUGAAAUAUUUCGUUGAAGAUUCUGAAAAGAAUUUAAACUUGCCUCCACAAGUGAAUGCCUAUAUAAUCAAGCUGAUUGAAGUGGAUGGCCGUGAUGACCCAGAUGUGUUCAAUUAUGUUAAGCACUAUGUGUUUAACAGGUUAGAAAAUGAUCAUUUACCUAAAUUUCUCGAUUUCAUGGCCACCAGAAACAUCAAUCAUUCAAAUUUCGCAAGAAUUGUUGUCGGAUUUUUCUUGUUAUUCAUUGCCUUUUGGGUUAGUUUCAUAUUGGUCUUUUUGAAUUACCGCAAAGGGUUGAGACCAGUGAUUGUGUUGCCCUAUUUAUUUGCGUUUUAUUUGAUUGUGUCGUCGAUCUAUUUAAUUGAUCCAGUAAUGGCUUGGUUUGGAAUACUGGAGACAUUUUCGAAAAAGAAUGGACAGUCAUUGAUUAGAGUACGUGAAAAGUUCGUUUAUCAAUUCAUCUUGAAGAGAAGUUUAUGGGUGUUGUUUUUAAUUUUGAUCUUUACUGCCGCUAUGACAGUCUUGUUUAGCUUAGUUCCUGGCCAUCGCUUAUAG
This is a messenger RNA of Lodderomyces margitis, 1749 nucleotides long. It is a transcript of the gene RAX1, whose product is annotated as Rax1p. The record is from RefSeq and is a predicted model, not a curated record. Gene Ontology annotation, cellular component: plasma membrane. NCBI's taxonomy places the organism in Eukaryota, Fungi, Ascomycota, Pichiomycetes, Serinales, Debaryomycetaceae. Gene Ontology annotation, biological process: intracellular protein localization. The coding region runs from base 1 to 1749 and encodes 582 amino acids. The transcript has a single exon.